Molecule: messenger RNA, 5667 nt
Organism: Sporothrix brasiliensis 5110
Lineage: Eukaryota; Fungi; Ascomycota; Sordariomycetes; Ophiostomatales; Ophiostomataceae
Exons: 2
Coding region: 1-5667 (1888 amino acids)
Biological process (GO): protein import into nucleus; RNA export from nucleus
Cellular component (GO): nuclear pore inner ring
Molecular function (GO): structural constituent of nuclear pore
Source: RefSeq, a predicted model, not a curated record
AUGGCGCCGCCGCCGGACAACGUCUACUUUCCGCCCUUGGGGGGCCUCCUCGAGGGCGAGACGGCGUUGCUGUCGUGGAAACUCAUCGCCUCGGCCCUCGUCGACACGGCCGGCGACCGCCUCACCUCGGCCGCGGUGACGGAAUUCCUCAAGGACCCGUUUGUCCUCGAGCUCCUCAAGAACCCUGCAACGACCUUUGCACCACCGACGGCGCAGUCUGCUGCGGCCCUCGAGACACGCACCGCCGCCAUCCACGUCACGCCCUCCUCGACCGACAAGUACGACCUCAAGACCAUCCAGGCCGAUGCCCGCUGGCUCAGCAAGACCGCCGCCAUCAAUGAAGUCGCUGCUCUCCGGAUCGUCGUUGUCGAGCUGCAGAGCCGACCGCACACGUUCUUGGCCAGCCCGCUGUCUUCGCAGGAUGCUACCAACGUCCGCAAGGCCGCCUCGGGCAGCAGCAGCAGCAGCCUGCCGGCCGCCGAGACCACCGUCGACGCCGAUGAACUAUGGACCGAGUACAACACCGACCAGAGCCGCCAGCGCCGCCUCCUGGCGACGUAUCUGUCCGAACGACGCGCCCUGGCCAAGUCGGCCGACCACAUCACCUCCCUCAUCCUGCACAGCGCGCCCGUGUUUCCCGACGCCGACGCCACGGCUCUCCCUGCGGUCAACGCGGCCAUUGAAACCCUGCGCAGCGAGAUCGUCAAGGGCAGCCUCGGCCAAGCACCAGGCGCCGACCUGGACGGGCGUGCAUUCCUCAAAUCGAUCCCCACAUACGUUGCCGAGCUGCGGGGUUGCAUGCAGCGCGCUGGGGCUGGCAUCCAGGAGUCCUUGAAGUGCGCAGGGUCCGUCGUGACAGAGGAGCUUGCUCACGACUGGGUGCAGACAGCCCUGGCGGAAGCGGUGCAUUUCCUGUCGGUCAUCUUCCUGGUGCUGCAAGCAUGCGGGCGGACGUUCCUUUCGCCUGCCGUGACGGCCGAGUGGUUCAGCUUUGUCGGCGAGUACGGCUUUUUGGACGGCAUCACACCUGGCUUCGAAGCCAUGGCAGAACUGAUUCUGCCACUGAAAACGCUUGUCUGCGUCAACUCGCUGGUUCUCUUGAACCUCAACCGCGCCAUUGGCUACCUCGACCAUGACCUUGAGCUCGAAGGCGACGAAGAACCGUACAUCAACGACACGGACGUCCUCGACACCAUCCACGGCGCUAUUGUCAGUGCAGCCGAAGGCGGCCUGGCUACGGCGAGUCCCGUCUUUCUGUCCUGGUCGCUGAUUCUGCACCGCAUGGACGUGUCCUUCCAAGAGCGUACGGAGCGGCGGGAUCUUGCCCAGAACCAGCGGGCCCAGGACGGCUUCGAGCUCGACAACCAGCCUUUCCACAUCCAUCAGAGUUUGCAGCCGCGUGGCCGCCGCAGCUCUGUCGGCAGUAUUGUGUCGUUGGAACCGGCGCGCUACGAUGGCUUCCUAAACGAGCAAAUCCUGCCUCAUGCUGCAGAGGGCGAGCCACUGGUCCCGAGACUUGCCAUGGCGGCCACCGACCAGUGCCAGGUGUACGACGUCGUCAUCGCCAUGGCCAACUGCGCCGGUGGCGGCGCCGACGCCGCCUUCCGCCCCGGUCUAGGCCCACGCGUCCGCCUCGUCUUCCUCGAGCUGCUCACGGCCAGCUUCCCCAUUGUCGGCUACCAGGCCGACCCCCUCAGCGCACUGCUGUCUGUCCUGUCUGGCGGCCACGAGACGUGGGAUCUGCCCGACGACGACGAGACCGUGGCCCGGGCUGUUUUGAAGGACAGCCGUCUCCUGCAAUUCUACGUGCAGAACUCGCUGAACCGCUUCCCCUACGAAUUCACACCCUUCGUCUCCAUCUCACGCCUCCUCGCAGCAUGCACAUCGACACCCGGGCUCUCGGACAUUGUCGUCGAGUCGCUGCUCCAGACGCCGAGCCUCACAUUUACUUUGCCGCCAGGCUUCGAGGGCUACGCCAUGAUUGACGACGUUGACCAUGCGACUGCUACGAUGCAGCUGACUGAGGACAUCCCCCUCUUCCCCACCGGAGCGUCGCGGAAGCGGUUGGCGUACUACAACGAGAAGCAGGUCGCUGUCAUCCCGGCUGGCUCGUACGGUCGCUUCAUGAUUGACGGCAGCGGCAUCGUAAACAUCGACUACGAGCACUCGACGAUCGCACUCCUCGGCAAGCGCCUCGACGCGAACUUGUCCGACGACAUGUACGAGCCUGUCCUCGGCUUUCUGCAGCAGUCUGAAGUCGCCGAGGCCAUUCGUUUGCUGGCGGCACUGGUGCGCUCAGAGGUCCGCAAAGCGUCCAAGAACGCGCAGCCAGCGGACUCGGCGCGCGCAUCCGAGGCUGGACUGGCCAUUGUCCAAGAGGCCAGCCGCGACCUGGAACAGGCCAAGGACAUUGUGUCUGUCAUCUGCGACACCCUCGACAACCUCAUUCAGGACGGGCCGGCCGAGACCGACGAGUCGCGCAUGGCCGUGCUCGCUGUCUGCGUCGACUUCUUGCUUGCCAUCCUACCCCUCUGCCCUGGCCGUGUCUGGUCCUACAUGGCGCGGUGCCAGCUGCUCAACACCGAGUCGAGUGCCGGCCGGCUGUGCAUUCUCACUGGCGCCUCGGACGUUGUUUCCGAGCGCUUCAACUUUUUGAACGUGUCCAUCCGCUUCCUCUCCGGCCUCGUGCAGAAUGCCAUGAACAGCGCCGUCCAGCGCAAAGUGGCCACCAAGCCGAACGGCCGCAGCAACCAGCACAAGAGCAACGACGACAGCAUCUGGCUGGGCACGUCGGACAAGACUCUGACGCAGGUCAGCCUCUCCAUUGCGCAGACGGUGGUCGACGUGUACGAAAACACCAGCACCUGGAAGUUCGCAUCCGAGGUGCAGCGUGCCAGCCUCGUGUCCGGCGCCAUCGGCGUCCUGCGGGACAUUGUCGUCAACGCGUCUAGUCUCGAGUCCCCGACCGAGCAGGAAAGCCUGGUCUCCUGUUUCGAGCCGGCCGCCCAAUUUAUCAUCAAGAGUUUCCUGUCUUCCUCAUCCUCGUCGCUGCGCUUCCAACCCCUCCUCACCUCCCUCCUCCUCGGCCUCGAGCUUCCGCAGUCUACUUUAUACCCCCAGCGGUACAAGCUGGCGGUGGACCGCGUGGUGGCCGCGCUCGAGCUGUCGGCGGCCCUGCUCAAGGUGACCAACCACAUCGACACGACCGGCAAGGCGCCCGCGCUGGAGACACAAAUCUUCCAGAUCGCCUCGCUGCCGGCACGCCUGUGCGCGCUCAGCGACAGCACGCUGCGGCCGGCCCUCGAUCUCCUGACGGACCUCAUCAUCACAGCAGCCGCGCGGGCUAGCGAACCGCCGUCGCUGCUUGGUUACCUGGGCCCUCAAAUAUCCCGGUCCUUUUUGGGCGUGCUUCUAGCCAUGGACAAGCCGUUCAAGCGGCCGACGGAGUCAGCGCGCAUCUGGCAGUUCUUUUCUACGAUUCUGCGGCACCGGCAGCAGUGGAUGGCCAACUGCCUCCUGACGGGCAAGACGCCGCGCGAGGCACUCCAGACGGACGGCAAGUUGACCAAGCUGUCGUCCGACUCAGCCCUGGCCAAGGCCAAGGAGGCCCUCAAAUCCAUAUCGACCCUGCCGCACGUCGAGUCGCUUGCCAUGCUCGACUUUUUCGCCGCCGCACAAAACUACUGGCCGUGGACCAUCUUUGCGAUCCGCGGCGACAACGACUACCUCGACAGCAUGCGCGCGUAUGUGUGCGACCUGCAACCGGCCGCGACGACGGCCAAGACCGAUGCGCUGGCGGCGUGCAACGAGGCCCGUAUUGCGGCGUACAUUGCCGAGAGCUUUGCCAUGCAGCUCUACCACAUGCGGCAGAUGGGAACCGAAGAAGUGUUUGCGCGCGACGUCGUGCAGGACAUUGACUACUACAUCCGCGACGGUGUGGCGGUCGGCGGCUACAAUGCGUCACUGCAUGCCAACUUCCAGCGCAACUUUGGCAACCGCUAUACGGGCUGCUCGCUCGACCAGUUCAAGCGGUCGAUGCUGCAGCGCCGCGACCUCGGCCCGCAAUUCUACUACGCGCUCGACCUCGCCGACCGCAUGCUGUCGUUUGAUGCGGCCUGGUCCGGCAGCAAGGGCUUCCAGAAGGAGAUGCAGACGGCCAACGUCAAUCUGUCACUCGUGGACGCGCAGAUUGCGCUCUUCCACGCGUGGGAGGUCCUGCUGCUGGAGCUGAGCGUGUGCCUGCUGCCCAAGAACCGGCGGCUGCCGGUGGUCAUGCUGCAGCUCGCCCAGCAGUGCCUGGCGGCGAACCAGAACAGGCAAGGCCCCGAGCUCAUCUUUGUGAAGAUUGCACAGAGCCGGGCCAACCUGGCGUUGUUGCUGCUGCAGCGGCUCGCGGAAUACGCGCUGCUGCCCAAGGACGUGUCGCAGCUGCUGUUGACGGUGUGGACGAGCAUCCACAGCGUGGAGAAUCCGUGGUCGGUCGAGCGGACGCCCUACUUCCGCACUCUGCUGCGCAUCCUCUACAUUGUGCUGCGCGGGUCGCGGCGCGGCCAAGGCGAGAGCAACAGCGGUGCCGGCGCAAAUGCUCCUAUCGGCAGUGUCGAAGGCGACGGCGGUGUCGCCGCCGCCGCCGGCAAAGCACCUGCGACGCAAGGUGGGACGGCGUCCGAGGACGGCGCCAUGGUGGUGUCCACCACACAAACCGUGCUAAACGUCCUCGAUCGCGUGGUGGCGCACGGGUUCCGCGCGCUGGUGACCAUUGUACACGACGAAGAGACCGAGUCGCGGCCCGAGGACCUGGCGCUGCUGACGGCUGUUCUGCAGGCGUGCCUCAGCACGCCGGGUAUGAACGACUGCCAGUCGCAGGUGCUCAACAUUAUGGCCUCACACGACGUGCUGCAUGUGGCGACGUCGCUCUUUUCAUGGUCGGACAAGCUGCUCGUCGACGACCGUGACCCCGUGUACGGCGAGCUGAGCCUGCUCUUCUUGCUCGAGUUGUCGGCCCUGCCGGUGGUGGCCGAGCAGCUGGCGUGCGACGGGUUCCUGAGCCACCUCACGUCGGCCGGGCUCGCGGCGCACAUGCGGCGGCCCGGCGUGUCGCCGUUUUCGGACGUGGCGGUGGCGCAGCGCUGCUACAGCAUCUGGGCCAAGGCCGUGCUGCCGCUGCUGCUCAACAUUCUGAUUGCGCUGGGCACGAGCAUUGCGCCGGAGAUUGCCUAUGUGCUCAACCAGUUCCCCACCCUGCUGGAGGCGAGCGUGCAGCGGCUCGAGGCGCCGGGCCUCAGCCGCACGUCGGCCGCGACCCUCCGCGACACCAGCAAGAGUGCCAAGGGCGGCGGCGACGCGCCGCUCACGCUCCUGUCCGUCAACGAAGUGCACUCGCUGGCGCUGCUGACGCGCGUGCUCGAGGUGCUGCGGGUCAACCACGCGCGCGACAUUGCACCCGUGGCAUGGGACGGUGCGCUGGUGCUGGAGAGCGUGGACUUUUGGCUGUCGCGGCCGCGGCUGCUGCGGGAGCGGCUGGUGCCGUUGGGGGCCCGCGAGGGCGAGUGGCGGUCCGCCGAGGCGCAGCACCUCAAGGGGCUGGCGGAGAACCGGCUGGAGGAGAAGGUGUUGCAGCUGAUGGGCGUGGUCAAGAUUAUCUUGAGCGACGACGAGACGGAGUAG